Molecule: messenger RNA, 594 nt
Organism: Alnus glutinosa
Lineage: Eukaryota; Viridiplantae; Streptophyta; Magnoliopsida; Fagales; Betulaceae
Product: ubiquitin domain-containing protein 7SL RNA2-like
Exons: 1
Coding region: 1-594 (197 amino acids)
Biological process (GO): proteasome-mediated ubiquitin-dependent protein catabolic process
Cellular component (GO): cytosol; nucleoplasm
Molecular function (GO): proteasome binding; ubiquitin binding; polyubiquitin modification-dependent protein binding
Source: RefSeq, a predicted model, not a curated record
AUGGAUGUGAUUUUUGAGCCACAGACAGGAAGCCCAUUCUCCAUUGAAGUCGGUUUCUUUGACACUGUACUAGAGAUCAAAGAAAAGAUACAAAAAUACCAAGCCAUACCCAUUUCAAAGCAAACACUUAUCUUCAAUGGCAGUGUCCUCCAAGACAACCACAAUGUCGAGCACUGUGAAAUCCUCCAUAGCUCACACAUUCAGCUCAUUGUUUCUCCCGAUUCCGAUAUAGCCGCUAUUGAGGUUUUAGAAAGUUCGAGUAUUGAUGUCGGUUUCAAGGGGUUGCCGACGAAUCCGAUAGUGGCACCGUCUAGGCCGACUAUGGCGCCGCCAAAGAAGUUAAAGCUAACGGUGUUGACAAGGUGCGGGACAAAGAAGAUUCCAGUCGAGAUGAAUGUGUCGGAUAAUGUUGAGGAGCUGAGGAAGGAGUUGGAGAAGUUGCAGCAGAGGCUACAUUUUCCUCUUCCGGAGGAGGGUUAUUUUUUCAUUCACAAGCAAAAUGUGAUGGAUGAAGAUCAGUCGUUUUGGUGGCACCAUGUUGGGCAAGGUGAUACCAUAGAGAUAUUCAAUGGGACUGUAACUAGAGGUUCAUGA